AUGAAUUCAUUUGAAAAUGGUUUUAAAAAGAGCCCCAGGCAGCGCCACUUAGAAACUCAAGCUGGUUUCCUACAGGAGGUGCUGAGCAUAAAAGACAAAUACAACCUUUUUAUUGAGACUGAAAUUCUUCCCACUCCUUGUAGCCCACUGGACUAUCAGACUUUCAAUGUGGCCACAGACCUUGCUCUCAGAGUCCUAAAAUCAGAUUUUGCUUGUGAUGUCCUUAAAGGUACCUCUUACGCAACUAUGAAUGAGCUGUAUCCUGAACCUGAAUGGUUGAGAAUCCUUACAGAUGGCUCCCGAGUGGAUCAGCGGGUGAGUGCUGGAGCUGGAGUAUUUUGUCACCUGUUCUCUGCCUACGCUUCUUUUGGCUACUAUGCAUCUGCCUACGACGGUGUAAUUGAAGCUAUUCUAAUUGCCUAA
Molecule: messenger RNA, 423 nt
Organism: Parasteatoda tepidariorum (common house spider)
Lineage: Eukaryota; Metazoa; Arthropoda; Arachnida; Araneae; Theridiidae
Source: RefSeq, a predicted model, not a curated record